UGGCAAAACCACUUCUUAAGAGCUCUCUGGCAUGAUGUGGAGUUUUGAACAGAAGUGCUUUUUUUGUGGAUUGGACAAUCCUUUGUCAGACUGUGCAACAUCAGGGUGUGUGGAUGCUCACUAUGUAUUUAUAUUUUCAGGGACCAAAGCCUUUUCUCUCUCUGCUAAGUAGGGAUAUUUUGAGCAGGAAUUAGGCAGUUACAGAUUUUUAUGCAGACAUAAAACUCCCCAUAAAAUAAAGCAUUUUGCUUUAAAUCAAAGAGUAGCUUGGUGGAGGCCAUCAAGGUCAACAAAUUCAUCAGGCAGACUUGUUCAGGAACUCUCUGGAGCUGGAAGUCAGGCAUGUUCUCAGCAUUUUGCCCUAAUAAGACUGCUCAGUUUCUUAAAGAAUGGAAACAGCUGUUAAUCACCACCUGCUGGGGCUGUUGUCCUUGGGCAGCUGUCUUUUUAUCAUUCCAAACCUCACAAUGCUACUGGUUUUCCCUCUUCCACUCAGCAGAGCAAUGGCUCACCUUUGAUCAGGUCCAUUUCUGAAGAGUCUGAAUGUGAAUCUUAAUUUAGGUUAAUUUAGGUUAUCCAAUCUCAGAGUUAACACCCCAGCUUUAUUAGGAUUGCUCAGGUGCCAAAAGCAAAAGAAUAAUGCUGAAGCAUCACACUUUUAUAGAUGCUUUUAAGAAACAGCUUCACACCCCAUCUUUCUUGGCUUGCUCAUGUCCCAAAUGCAGUGCUGCGGGAAAUGUGCUGGACAGGGCUCCUUGUCAAAUGGCUCUGCACUGAUGAGGGCUGGGAAUCCUGCAAGGGGAGCUUUACAAACACAAUCCUGUCUUUGUAUCCCAGGGGAUUGUUGACAGGGUGAUCUGCCAUGAUAAGAUGCCUGAUCUUUCCUAACAGUGGAAGGCUCUGGCCAAAUCAUUUUCUGUUUGAGUGGACAGAAAAAGGAGAGAAGAACACAGUGCUGGACACACUCCUGCACACACUUUUGUGUAUGUGGAGGCAAGGAGAAGGCAGUACAAGUUGACAGAAUACCUUUUAUCCAUAUUAUUCCCAUAAUCCAAGUUUUACUUAAGCCCAGGAGUAAGCCAGGUGCCCUUGCUGCAUGCCCUAUGCAAACAGAUGCUCAACUGGCUGCUGUAUUAUUUUGCCUGGAGCUCCCAGAAAAAAUAAAGCUUUAGUUUUUCCCAAGCAGGUUGCCAAAUUAUUAUUAAAUGCACUCCCUCAACACCCUGGAGCAAGCAGUACAGUCUGUGACAUAAAGUAAGCACACUGGAGGUAACUGCAAGGCUCUCUGCUGGUAGCUCCUGCUUUCAGGAGCUGGAGACCUCAGCUUUACAGCAGCAACAUAACCAAGAGCAGUAAAACCUUUCUGUUUCAUACUCACACACACACAACUUUGGAAGAGAACCUCUGAUUAAAAGCUGUGCAAUUGAAAGGGUGAUUUGACAGGGUACUGAAGGUACUGAAGUUGGCCAUGCUAAGGAAUGCCUGUUAUUAAAAAUGGAAGAUAGUUAAGGUAGAGCAUUGAGAAAAACUUAGUAAGAUGACACGGAGAGACUCACCAGUUGCUCUACUUUUGGAAGAGAGAUAGGAAGUACAGUAUAGGACUGAAGGCAGCUGCAGAGUAGAAGGUUUUGAAGAGAAAAGGAGCUGCAGAGCUGCUGCAUUGCCUCGUGUACAACAGCAAGAUGAGCAAAUCAAGUGCAAAUGUGAAGUAUACACUGAAAUUAUUCUUUUGCAGGCUUUUGGAAGAAGCCUAUGUAAUGAAGGAUCCUUUCACCCUUGACAAGAACACGUUUCUCAUCAUUAAGUCUCAUUGCAGUUUGUGUAGCAGAGCAGUGUGUGUUGAUAUAAACUGUAGUCUGUUCUACUCCAAAAGUUUCUCCCUCCCCUGUGUGAAGGAAAGCCUAAAGGCCUUUCCUUUGGAAAUACAAGAAGACAUGGAUAAAAGGAAGCCCCAGCAGAAAUCCUGCAAAAAAACGGAUACAAAGCAUAAAUCUUGAAGAUCCAAGAGCGACAGUUCUUUGGCUGGGGUUUCUCCUCUCUCUGCUUGGAGACUAUCAUGUUGCUCCUUUUAAAGAAGUGACCUUCAUCAGCUCACUACUACUGGAGAGAGCAGCACAUUUCCUUGCCCUGGCUGGGGUUCAGACAUCCCCGUGCAGCGCCCGCUGCGCCAGGGAGCAGCUCCGAGCUGCUGAGGAGCCAGAAGAGAAGGCAGAUGAGCCUGCUGUCACCAUGUGGAAUGCUUGCAGGAAAAAACCAAACAGCACAGAGCAUAGGAGCCGUGUCCAGAUUUCCACCUUUGCUAUUUUAGUGCCUUGUGUUGUUCUUGACACUCCCUACAGUGUUACAAAAUUCCAAAACAGAUUGAUCUGGCUUACUUCAGCCUAUACCCAAGAAAGUCAGUGUACACCAAUUGUUAAUCUGGCAGUGCUGUCCUGUAAGAUUACAUGAGGCAGGGAAUUUAAAGCUUUAUUUUUAAGUCUAAAAUAAAAGUGCAGUGAGAAAAUGUCCUAAAUAUAAUACCUACAUUUCUCAAUAUGGUAAUCUUAAUGC
This is a messenger RNA of Serinus canaria (Common canary), 2550 nucleotides long. RefSeq names its product cysteine rich DPF motif domain containing 1 (gene CDPF1). Bases 1683 to 1997 code for a protein of 104 amino acids. The transcript is spliced from 2 exons. The record is from RefSeq and is a predicted model, not a curated record. Lineage: Eukaryota; Metazoa; Chordata; Aves; Passeriformes; Fringillidae.